CUCUUCCCUCCCUCAGCGACGAAGGGCGGGAGCGGCCCCUGAGAAAGCACAGCCGCGACGCCGCUUUCCCCGGCGGCCAGCCUCGGGCGGGGAGCCUGGCCGCCGCCCGGCUCCUCCCCGCCCCGCGGCCCGCCGAGCCACCCCCCGCCGCUUUCGCCGCUCCCGCCACGCCUCAGCCCAGCGUCCCCGUCCGCUCUCGCCAUGCGGCUCUGGGUGCUCCUCAGCCUGCUGCUGCUGCAGGAAACGCUGCCGCACGUUAUUGGACAGUCUGCAAAGAGUAAGCGUCCAAAAGAGCCUGGGGAAAACAAAAUUAAGCCUGUCAACAAAAGAGUAAAACCCAAAACCCCCAAAAUGAAGGAGAGAGAAUCUGCUGACUCCUCUUUGAAGUCCCAGUCCAUACUGACACAGGUGAUGGAUAAAGGUCAUUUCCAGAAGCUAGCUGCCACUUUAAGCCUGUCUGCAGGACAAAGCAUAGAACUGCGGUGUAAGGGGAGUAAUGUUACUUGGAACUAUCCUUCAUACUUAGAUACCUUUAAAGACUCCAGACUCAGUAUAAAGCAGCUUGACAGGUACGGUCAGCUGAUCCUCACAAACUCCACUGCAGCAGACACAGGUGAAUAUAGCUGCUGGCUUCAGCUCUGCAAUGGGAACAAAUGCAGGAAGGAUGAGACUAAAACAGGUUCAACAUACAUCUUUUUCACAGAUAAAGAGGAACUUUUUGUACCUACUCCCAGUUAUUUUGAGAUUGUCUACCUGAGCCCAGAUAAACCUGCAGUCAUCCCAUGCCGUGUUACUACUCCUUCAGCAAAAGUAACUCUACACAGGGAAUUUCCAGCAGAAGAAAUUGAAACAGAUGGAACUGAUAUUAUUUAUGAUGUGAAGAAGGGUUUUGUCUACCAGCACCCUACUUCUGAUCAUAAAGGUAUUGUCUACUGCAAAGCAGAGUCACAGGGAGCACCUCAGAUUUCCAUCAAGUAUCAUCUACUGUAUGUGGAAGUUCCGAAGGGCCCGCCCUCAACCACAAUUGCAGCGUCAUCCAACAGAGCAGAAGUCAGUGACAGCGUUCAUGUAAUCUGCACAGUCCUUGGGGAGCCAGAUGUAGACGUGAGCUUCAGGUGGCAGUACCCAGGGCAAGAGUCUGAGAGGCCUGUGAUUAUCCAAAACUUCUGGAGACUGAUAAACAGAGGAACUGGACAUACCACAAGAAUCUCAAAGAGUGUUCUCAUUGUUGAGGAUUUUGACGCCAGAGAUGCUGGAAACUACAUUUGCAUAGCUCAGAACCUACAAGGAGAAACAACAGUAGCUACUAAAGUUGAACUAAAUUGAUAGGGAAGGAUUCUGGACAUAGAAUGAACUGUAUGUUAUUUGACACUAUAGCCAUUUAUUUUCUUUCUUAAUGUUUAAAUGAAGCUUUCUCUAUCACUGUCUCUUUUCAUGUGUCAAAGCAUUCCAUAUUCACUAGCUUGACAGGCCACAACAGCAUUCCCUAUGCCCAGCAGUAGUCAGUUAAUAAAACUACUAUGAAGCAUUAAUGUUUAAGCCUGAACAUGCAUAGGGCUUAUUAUAUUUAGGAAUAGGUGGUCUUGGAGUUUCCUUUGCAUAUGCCCUUUUUGCUCAAACUCUUUCAUAAGGUUAACCCGCUGUAGGGUUUGUGCCUUUUUUUGUGUGUAUCUGAGAACUGAGAUGAUAUUAAAUAUCCUCAAAAAAAAUCCACCAAGUACAUGUAGCUCUUCUGCUGCUAAGCAAUUUUAAAGUUCUGCCUAUGUUUAAAAUGACAACAAAAACAAACAAAAAAAACCCCAAACCUUGUAACAGAAUUAGCCAAUAGCAAAUGUUUGUUUUGCAAGAAUAAUUAAAUUUCUGAACAUUAUGAAAACCUAAA
Phalacrocorax carbo (great cormorant) is the source of this 1882-nucleotide messenger RNA. NCBI's taxonomy places the organism in Eukaryota, Metazoa, Chordata, Aves, Suliformes, Phalacrocoracidae. The record is from RefSeq and is a predicted model, not a curated record.